GCCAUGUGGACAAGGGAACGGCGGAGGGAGCGGUGGACGCGAUGCUGAUCCAUGGGCAGGAUGCCAUCACUGUGUCCAGCGCUGGGCGGAUCCUGCGCUCCUGGGAGACCAACAUCGGCGGCCUGAACUGGGAGACAUCCCUGGACACCGGCAGUUUCCAGGUGGCUGCUCUGGUUGGGCUGCAGGAUGCAGUGAAGUACGUGGCAGUGCUGAAGAAAGGAGCCAUCUCCCUGCACUACCUGUCCAAUGGGCACCAGAAGUGGGUGGAAUAUUUGCCAGAGAGUGACAGCACUCAGUACCAGCUGCUGUAUUCCCAUGGCACUGGAGUGAUCCAUGUGGUUGGAAUUGUCCCCCGGAGCCACCUGAGCAUCUUGACAUUCAGUGUAGAGGAUGGAGAAAUUACAAGACAGGUGACAGUGGCAGCCCCAUGGCUGCAGAGCCUGGAGGGGGUGUGUGCCAUGGUGGGAGAGGCUGUGCUGGUGUGCCUGGACAAGGACUCACACUCACUGCAUGUCUGCUCCUUGGAGGCAGACCAGGAGAUGAAGCAGAUCCCUCUGCAGUUCCUGGAGCUGGAGUUUGCAGAUGACUUCCAGGCCAGGAUCCUGGCCACUCAGCCCAGUGUGCUCAGUGCCUCAAGGACUCAGUUCUUCCUGCAGCUGUCUCCCACCCAGUUCUGCCUGCUGCAGUACAAGGAUGGGCUGCUCAGCCACCUCCGAGACUUCCAGCAGGCAGCUCUGGUGAGUUUUGCAACAACAGGAGAGAAGACAGUGGCUGCUGUCCUGACCUGCAGGAGUGAACUGAAACCUGGAAGUUCUGAUGGCCUUCCUGCUGGAGGUGCUGUGGAGGAUGCUCGGAGGCAGGAUUCCCUAACUUGUUCCAAUCAAACCUACAAUAUCAACCUGUACCUGGUUGAGACUGGCCAAAGGCUGUUGGAUACCACAAUUACCUUCACCCUGGAGCAGGGAGGUGCCAAGCCACAGCAGCUCUACAUCCAGGUGUUCCUGAAGAAGGAUGACUCUGUGGGCUAUCGAGCCUUGGUGCAAAUGGAAGACCACAUGCUCCUGUUCCUCCAGCAGCCAGGAAAAGUUGUGUGGAGUAGAGAGGAGUCACUAGCAGAGGUGGUGAGCUUGGAGAUGGUGGAUCUGCCUCUGACAGGGGCCCAGGCUGAGCUGGAGGGAGAGUUUGGAAAGAAAGCAGAUGGUUUGCUGGGGAUGUUUCUGAAGAGACUGUCCUCCCAGCUCAUCCUGCUGCAAGCCUGGACUGCUCACCUGUGGAAGAUGUUCUAUGAUGCCAGGAAGCCCAGGAGCCAGAUUAAGAAUGAGAUCAACAUUGACAACUUGGCCAGAGAUGAGUUCAACCUCCAGAAAAUGAUGGUGAUGGUCACUGCCUCAGGAAAGCUUUUUGGCAUUGAAAGCAGUUCUGGCACCAUCCUGUGGAAGCAAUAUCUGAGGAAUGUGAGACCAGGCUCCUCCUUCAAGCUGAUGGUGCAAAGAACAACAGCCCAUUUCCCACACCCCCCUCAGUGCACUCUGCUCGUGAAGGACAAGGAAACCAAAAUGAGCUUUCUGUAUGUCUUUAACCCCAUCUUUGGGAAGAAAAGCCAAGUUGCUCCCCCUGUUCUGAAACGUCCAAUCCUCCAGACUCUGCUCCUGCCUAUUAUGGAUCAAGACUAUGCCAAAGUCCUGCUCCUGAUUGAUGAUGAGUACAAGGUCAUACCUUUCCCAGCCACUAAAAAUGUCCUGCGCCAGUUAGAAGAAAUAGCUCAUUCCAUCUAUUUUUAUCUAGUUGAUGCUGAGCAGGGAAAACUCUCUGGAUUCAGGCUGAAAAAGGACCUGACCACAGAGGAGAGCUGGGAGGUGGUGAUCCCCACGGAGGUGCAGAGGAUAGUGUCUGUGAAGGGGAAGAGGUCCAACGAGCACGUGCACUCGCAGGGCCGCGUGAUGGGAGACCGCAGUGUCCUCUACAAGUCCCUGAAUCCCAACCUGCUGGCUGUGGUGACAGAGAGCACAGAUACACACCACGAGCGCACGUUCAUCGGGAUCUACCUGAUCGACGGGGUCACAGGCAGGAUCAUCCACUCCUCAGUGCAGAAGAAGGCCAAGGGACCUGUCCACAUCGUUCACUCAGAGAACUGGGUGGUGUACCAGUACUGGAACACGAAGGCUCGUCGGAAUGAGUUCACUGUGCUGGAGCUGUACGAGGGCACAGAGCAAUACAAUGCCACAGCCUUCAGCUCCCUCGACCGCCCCAUCCUGCCUCAGGUUCUCCAGCAAUCCUACAUCUUCCCUUCUGCCAUCAGUGCCAUGGAGGCCACCAUCACCGAGCGCGGCAUCACCAGCCGCCACCUGCUCGUUGGGCUUCCCUCUGGGGCAAUCCUGUCCCUUCCUAAGGCUCUGCUGGAUCCUCGGCGCCCAGAGAUCCCCACGGAACAGAGCAGAGAGGAGAACCUGAUUCCAUACUCCCCUGAUGUGCAGAUCCAUGCUGAAAGGUUCAUCAACUACAACCAGACCAUAUCCAGGAUGAGGGGGAUUUACACAGCUCCCUCUGGCCUUGAGUCCACGUGUUUGGUUGUUGCCUAUGGCCUGGACAUCUACCAGACCCGUGUGUACCCCUCGAAGCAGUUUGAUGUCCUCAAGGAUGACUAUGACUAUGUGCUGAUCAGCAGUGUCCUCUUUGGGCUGGUCUUUGCCACCAUGAUCACCAAUGGCUCAGGUUAACCGUGCCUGGCGCUAGGG
This is a messenger RNA of Acanthisitta chloris (rifleman), 2735 nucleotides long. It is a transcript of the gene EMC1, whose product is annotated as ER membrane protein complex subunit 1. The record is from RefSeq and is a predicted model, not a curated record. Gene Ontology annotation, cellular component: EMC complex. Lineage: Eukaryota; Metazoa; Chordata; Aves; Passeriformes; Acanthisittidae. Gene Ontology annotation, biological process: protein folding in endoplasmic reticulum. The coding region runs from base 42 to 2717 and encodes 891 amino acids. The transcript has 21 exons.